AACUGGCGUCACUUCCCAGACAGCCAUUUUUGUGUUGCAGGAGAGGGAAGAAAGAUUGACACAGCAGCAUAUUGUAGUAGUAUGCAUGAUUAUUGCUGUUAGCUGCUUGUAUUGUAGCGGGUGCGUCCUCUGUAACGGUACUGGAUUUGUGAGUACUAAGCAUUGUCCACGUGGCUUGAAAUCAGUCGCGUGAUAGGUUAUUGUCAUUUGCGGAGUGGAAGCUGGUUAGAAGCUGCAAGCUAUCCUGUCAAGCAUCUUCCAUUUGACAUUGAAGAUUGCUUUACAAUGUACCAGAUUCCUGUUGGAAGUUUGGAUGUAAUCCGAAAAACCAGGAGAAAGGUGAAGCACGUUCUGAGUGACAUUGGACUGGAGGAUUGUCAAAAUCUUCUGGAGGAGCUGCAGAAUUCUGACCCAGGUGAUGAUGUUUUUCUUGAGACGGAAUGGACUGAUUUAACGGAGGGCUUCAAUGGCAGAGGGAGGAAAAAGUGGGUGUAUCGCACGGAUACAAUGUGCUGCAGCCUGUGCACAUAUCAUACACGGAACUGGCGAAGCUUUAAAUAUCACGUACAACGUGAACAUGACUACGAGAGGAAAAUCUGUGCCCUGUCACCCUGUCCCUUAUGCCCAUUUGUAGGACACCCUAAAGUUGUCCGAAAGCAUGGCCGGCUCUUCCAUUCUAUCUCACCAGCACCAAGUACAGAAAUCAGUGCAGCCGCGGUACGGCUGAUAUCACAAAAGAAAGGAGAAAGGUACCGAUGCCAGAAGUGUGCCUUUCGGAGCUCUGUCUUAUACGCCAUCAAGAAGCAUGUCCUCCUUACACACCUCGGGAGUAUAUUGCGUCAAUUCAGUAGUAAAACAGUGGACCCAGAACAACCACUCUCAAAAAGAUACUACUGCAAGGACUGUCAGACAUCUCUUGCAAACCUCGAUCAAAUGCUCCACCAUGUCCUUGUCUCAACAGCCCAUCAGUUGAUAAACGUACACGUGAAACCGUUCAUCAUUGAAAACAGAAACUAUAACACUGCCACAUACCGCCCCCCAACAAAAAGCCAAGUCCUUGCUAAAACGGAACCGCUCCAGUUAAUUAACAGUCUCCUGGUUGCGUCCUCGAACAACCAGCUUGUGUCCUCACCUGCGACAGGAGCUCCUAACAGUGUCUCUUUCAUGUGUGUUCCUGGGACCAACCUUCCUCCACAGGCUUCAGCCCUAGUUCAGCUGGCCAGUGCCGAGGCUAAGGGCUUGAUCAAGCGUGGAACUCCCAUAACCUUCCAAAGUGCUUUACCCACAAGGACGGGACCAGCCACAAUGCCUUUAGGUGGCAUAGGCCCACCUACUGCCAGGCUUGCCAUAUCAUCCAGCGGUGCUUCUAGGCAGGCACCACCCAUGGGUGUCCCUGGGCGGCAUCCACAGCAGCCAUGGACACAAGUCCUCCAGCAGCCGCUCAUGGUGACACAAAAACUCCCGCUCAACCAAACCACCCCACAAGGCACAAUGCUGACUUCUCAGUCCCUUUUAAGUCACCUGAUUCCCACCGGCAACAAAAUAAAUGGCAUGCCGACAUACACCUUAGCUCCAUUAAAGAUGGCGCAGUCUGGUUGCAUGGAAACCCCUCAGAAUACAGGCAGUCCUCUCCAACCAAUAAAGCCAACAAGUAAUUCCAUACCUCAAGCCAAGCGCUGGGUCGCGUGUCCCAUCUGCAAUGAACUCUUUCCAUCCGAUGUCUAUGAAGUACAUACAGAGGUUGUCCACAAGGCCACAUCCAGAAAUGAAAGCAUGGCAGCAAAGGCACCAUUCCUCCGGAAAAUGCCGGACAAAACGGUCAAGUGUUUGAUGUGCAAGGUCUUGGUGUCUGAAAAGGGGCUCCUUGAACACCUGCUGCACGGGCUGGACUGCAUGUUCUGCUCUCAGAAGUUUAACUCCAUCAAAUCUUUCGUCGACCACUCCAAAGAGCACAAUCCCUCGCAAAAAGCCUAUUGUGAAUACAUAAGGCGUGAGUACAGACUCUACACGAACAGCUCAGGGAAACUUCUCUUUCCUUACUUUGAUAUAAACACGACUGCACCCAAGGAGAUACUGGGAGACACAGAGCUCAACCUCGCCCUGGUGACCAAAUCUCUCGACCUCAUCUUCUUAAAGAUGCUGCCUAUCAGUAGUCAUCCGGUGUGUUCCACGCCGAUGAAAACGGUUCGCACACGCUGUUUGUUUUGUGACGAGAACUGCCAAACUCCAGACAAAUACCAGGAACACUUGCGGCACAAGCACUUUGUAGAUACUACUGUCCAUGCCAUUUUGAAGACUGCAGCAUUCAAGUGCAUUUACUGCAAUGGGGUAUACACAGGAAGAGUCACACAGAGGGCAAUCGUUUUUCACUUGCGGCGUUGCCAGUGUGCACCCAAGGAACCGAAAAACACUGAAGAAAGUAUGCCCCCCACCAGUGGACAACCAGUACUGCUGCCUACUGCUAACAAGCUGACAGUGGUGAAACCUUCCCCAAAGCUCCAAAACAAUCAGGCGUCUGUGUUUUACUUUGCCCAGUUCCAACAAGGACCAGUCCUACAAGCACCGCUCCUUCAAGCAAAUCUCCAACAAGCCCCACUCCAACAAGCCCCGCUCCAACAAUCCCCGCUCCAACAAGCGCCGCUCCAACAAGCGCCGCUCCAACAAGCGCCGCUCCAACAAGCGCCGCUCCAACAAGCGCCGCUCCAACAAGCGCCGCUCCAACAAGCGCCGCUCCAACAAGCGCCGCUCCAACAAGCGCCGCUCCAACAACCCCCGCUCCAACAAGACCCUCUCCUGCAAACACUUCUCCCAAGUCCAAUCCCUAUGUCCAGCUGUGAGCCUGAACAAUCUGAAGCAGAGAAGCUAAGCAAGCUAAGGCUGGAGAUGGCAUGGAAGGAAGCCAUGGAGGCCAACAAGCGAGAGAGACAACAGAGGGCUGAGAUACGCAAAAGACAGGAGCUAGAAAGGGAAAUGGCACAAGCCACAGUACAGCCUGAGAUUGAGAUCGACCCCACGGUUCAGCUGGCACUUGAUCCCAGCGGGCUGGAGCGUCAGGCCCCUGAAGAAAGGAAAGACUUCCUUACCAGAUACUUCCACAAAAGUCCAUACUUGACCAAGAAGGAGUCUGAUGAGCUGAGUAAAAGACUGCUGCUCACCAAGUCUGAGAUAUCCCUGCUCUUUGGCAACAAGCGGACCAAGUGCAUAAGGACCAUACACAAACACACUGCUGCUGUCUUCCUUGGCUUCAACAUGGCAGAGUUGAACAAAGUCAGGCAUAAUCUUCUCAUCCCAGAAGUGGUCUCAGCAGACCUGGAUGACACUGAAGAACCAGAGAAAUCAGAAGAAAAAGAGGAAACCGCCGAUUCAAGUAAACAGUCUGAAUCUGAGGAGAUCGCAAAUGAAGAAGAACCUGUGGAAUCAGAGAGAACACAACUUUCAGAGGCUACAAAUGAAAUGGCUGAACCAGAUAAAUGAGGAAAGGAUGUGUUUGCAUGUACAGUACCAGUCAAAAGUUUGGACACACCUUCCCAUUCAGUUGAAUGGGAUACCACGUGUCCACACUUUUGACUGGUACUGUAUACUUUGUGUUCCUCAGCACCUUCGUCAACCUUCGUGUUUCUUCCUAGAUCUGUGGCCAUGGUGCACUAGGUUGUUGACAAGGUUCAUAAACUCCAUUUGAUUUGGGACAGUUUGGGAAUGUUUUUUUAUAGUUGAUUUGGGACUUCUGCUCAAAGGGUAUCUCACUUGGCCAGUUUCCAUUGUCAGUCAUCCUACUGACAUUUCAAAUACCAUGUUUGUACAUGCUAUAAAGCAUAAAGGGUCUUUUUGUUGCGAUGUUAACUAUUUGCACAAAAAAACAACUUUGUUUUGAGAUCUAGAUUGCCAAGAAAUGGUAUCCAUUGGGUGUUUGUUCCUUAUAUUGCUGUUUCAACACCCAGCUAACAAUAUAAACCUAGUCUAUUCAAGUGUGA
Molecule: messenger RNA, 3971 nt
Organism: Osmerus eperlanus (European smelt)
Lineage: Eukaryota; Metazoa; Chordata; Actinopteri; Osmeriformes; Osmeridae
Gene: adnp2b
Product: ADNP homeobox 2b
Exons: 4
Coding region: 286-3474 (1062 amino acids)
Biological process (GO): regulation of gene expression
Cellular component (GO): nucleus
Molecular function (GO): DNA binding
Source: RefSeq, a predicted model, not a curated record